AUGUCAUCUUCAUUUCACUUUAUUAAUCAAGCAUCCCCUCAACACAAACAAGGAGAUGCAACAUUGCCGACUGCUUUACUUUUGUUGGAUACUGAUGAUCAUUCACCUCCAAAACAUAAGCAGCCCAAGUGGACUUCCUCAUCUUUAUUUAUUUUAGAAGAAGCAUUUGAUGAUAUUAGUUAUUCUCCGUCAUCAGAUAAGGAUCAUUCACAACAAUCUGAAUUUCAAUUCAUCAAUAAUCAUCAAGAUAAUAAAGACAACAGUACUUUUCCAUCUUUUUAUAAAGCAAGUUCUUUAGAAUCGAAUAGUUUCAUGAAUCAGAUAGACAAAAGCAAUAAGAGCUCAUCGCCAUCACUUAUGACUCCCUCUCCAAAAAUGAAACAAUCGAAGCUAUUAAAAACAGAUAAUGAAAUGAAAUUAUUACACACUUCCAUCACUUUUCAGAAACUUGAAAAACAAAAGCAAGAAGCGUUUGAAGCGAUAAAAAGAAUAUAUCAACAACAGAACGAAUAUCCUAUCAUGAUAAACCAGUUGAAAGAACUGAAAAGGCAAAUACAAGAAGCUGUCAGUCAUCAGGAUUUUAAUGCUGCUCAACAGUACAAACUACAAAGCGAGUUGAUUCAAUCUCGUUUAAAGGACAUGUUGAUAGGAGGUAGAAAAAGUGAAAAUGAUUUAUUAUUUUGGAAAGAAAAGAUGGAAAGAUAUACAGGUGAAUUAUCACAAAGAAUCAUUCAUGAUUUAGUGAGCUGUUAUCAUGAUAUUAAACAAGAACGAACACGACAGCUGAAUCAGUAUCUAAAUCAAGAUACUAUCAUCACGGCGACUACGACUACGACGACGACGACGACAGCCUUACAUCAUACACAACAGUUACUUGAACAGGAACGUAUGGAUCUUCAAAGUGUUCAAUCCGAGAUUGUAUUUGAUUUAGAUAUAUGGAAACAAAAUGAGACAGAUUUAACAAGCAGAAUGGAGGAAGUGGUGCAAAUGGAUAUGGAACAUAAAUCACAACUUGUCACUAAAUCCAAGGAGAUAGAAAAUGAUAUCCUUAAACUUCAAAGACAAUUAGAACAACUUGAGAUAGAAAGACAAGAGACAUUAAAGGAAAUUAAGAAGGUGGACAAGCAAAUAGAGAUAAAACUAAAACCAUUUGAAGAAGAGAGACAGCAGUUUGAAGAAGAGAAAAGAUUAAUUGAAUUAAGACAAGAAGAGAUAAAGGAAAAGAUAUUCAUGUUGGAUAUAAAAGAUAAUGAACUUGAAGCAGAGAUCAAACAAUAUCAAAACGAAAUAAAACGACGUCAAGAUGAAAUUGGUUCCAUUGAAAAUCAAAUAAAGGAGUUAUUAGAUAAACAAGCCCAAUACAGUCAAGAAAAUAAAGGACUUUCUGAACUUGUACAACUCAUUCAUCAACAUCAAACUUUACAUAUGACACAAUACCAAGAAGAUUUAAAAGAAGAUCAACAUACCUUGCAAAAUAAGAAAAGAGCAUUAAAAAUACUUCAGGAGAAGGAAUGCAAAGAUGAAGAAAGAUAUCUUAAAUGGCAAGAAACGGUGAUAAAGCAAACUAAUAAAUUAAAAGGGUUAAAAAAGUGUAAAGAGAUUGCUAUCGAUAACGAUGAAUUUGAAAGAGCUGCUCAACUAUCUUAUGAAAUAAACUCAAUUAAUCUGAAAGAUAUAAAAGAAAAAGAAAAGAUGGCAGAGAUACAGGUACAAAAAAUAAAAGAGGAUAUAAAGGAAAUGAAGAUAGAAAUAAGUCAGUUAACAGUAGAGAUUUCAAACAAAAAGGACAAUUUUGUAAGGAAAAUGGAAAAAGAAUUAAAUGAACUAAAAGAGAAAUUAUUGAAACUACUGUCAAAUGAGGAAAGUGUAUCCAUGGUAAAAACAAUGGUAGAAUUUGAAAUUGAAACUGUAAACAUGAUACUAUCCAAUUGUCAAGAUUUAUUUUUUUAA
This is a messenger RNA of Cokeromyces recurvatus, 1950 nucleotides long. RefSeq lists its product as uncharacterized. NCBI's taxonomy places the organism in Eukaryota, Fungi, Mucoromycota, Mucoromycetes, Mucorales, Mucoraceae. The record is from RefSeq and is a predicted model, not a curated record. The transcript is spliced from 6 exons. The coding region runs from base 1 to 1950 and encodes 649 amino acids.